Paraglomus occultum is the source of this 1651-nucleotide messenger RNA. The record is from the annotation of a GenBank genome assembly. NCBI's taxonomy places the organism in Eukaryota, Fungi, Glomeromycota, Glomeromycetes, Paraglomerales, Paraglomeraceae.
AUGAAAGUAAAGGUAAAAUCUCCCUUCUCUAUAUUCAAAAAGAAGAACAUAAAAAACCCACAAGGACAAACAAGGGACAUCAAGUCAAAACCUGUAAUAGAAACCGAAGAUAAACCACGCAAACCAACAGACUUGGACGAGCGUCAACUACAUUCCCCCCCACAAAUUCAAGAACUAAAAGCACAACUAGCCAACGUAUCAAAGCAACACCAAAUAGCAAAUGACACUCUCUCAUCCACCCAAAAAGAACUCUCGCAAGUACAAGAACAGUUACAUUCCUCACAAACCGCACUCGUUCAGAAAUCCGAAGAACUAAAAAAGACCGAAACUCAGGCCUCGCGAGUGCAAAAUGAGCUCCGACAAUCCCUCUCCGAAAGCGAAAAGUUAAAGUCUCAAUUACGCCAAACACAAACAGACCUCCUGAACACGCAGACUCGGCUCAAAUCCAUAACAGUCGAACUCGAAAACAAAAAAUCCGCCCUCGGAAAGAGAAAUUCUGAAUUCGGGUUUACGACCCCACAGCUAAAUGACGCGAAAUCAGACGAAGAGUUCAAACAAUAUUCUGAAAAGGUAUUGGCCGAACUCAGUGCUACAAAAUCGCAACUAAGCACAGCUCAUAGAAAACUAGAAGAAAAACACGCCGAGUUACAAAAGACUAAUUCCGAGUUAAUAAACAUCAAAGCACAGCUCAGCUCGUCCAACAGAGAGUUUGAGAAAACCAAACUAUCGCUCGAUAAAGCCAACUCGGAAUUGUCUGCUCUAAAAAGCCAAACAGUUGCUCCGUCACCCGACAUUGAAAAACUCCAAACUGCUAAUGAUCAACUUCAAGACGAACUGAAACGUCUAUGUGCUGAAUUCAACCAGCAAAUCAAAGUUGCGAAUGAUGAACUCGAGCAGAACCGCUCUACUAUUAGCCGUUUGACCGCAGAGAUCCAAGAUUUGGAAAACGAUCUUGAAGAAGCAAACAAUCGCUGUGUUGAUUAUGAGAACAAGGCCAAAAUAGCUGACCAUGAAUUAAGCUCGGCCAAGGCACAAGCCGAUAAUCUGGCUAGCGAAUUGGCCGAAUCGCAAGCUCGACGCGAAGAGUUAGUGUCGGCGCUGGCUAUUUUGAACAACGAGUUUGACAAGUUUAAGACUGAAAACAAGAGUUCGAACGAAGAAAUCAAAGAGCUCAAAUGUCAGAUUGAUUUGGUCAAUCGAGAAUUGGAUUCGGAGAAAAAGAAAGCUAUGCAACUGGAAAGGGAAUUGGAAACAACCAGAGAAAUGCUGGAGGCUAAGGAUGAUUUGGCAGAAUUGGUUCUAAAAGUCAAGCAGGACGAGUGGAAAAAGACUGUCGAAUCGCUACGCGAGGAGGUUGCAACAGUCAGCAAGCAGCUCAACGCAACUAAACGGGAAAAGAAAAAGCUUAACCAAACUAAUAAAGAACUUAAAACACAAGCCGAGACUCUUUCCCAAAAGAAAGUUCAAGAAACCACGCGGGUGCGCGAACUUGAAGCCGAGAAUUUGAAACUUCGGAAACAGGCUGACAAGGCAAAAGAUCAAGCCCGCCAAGUUGAAGAGCUGAAGGCUGAGUUGCAGGCAUUGAAGAACAGCAACGGUUCGUCGAGAUCACGCCGUAGCCGUCGCCGUUCUAAUUCUACCGAGAAACCAC